Messenger RNA from Pestalotiopsis fici W106-1, 1488 nucleotides. RefSeq lists its product as uncharacterized. NCBI's taxonomy places the organism in Eukaryota, Fungi, Ascomycota, Sordariomycetes, Amphisphaeriales, Sporocadaceae. The record is from RefSeq and is a predicted model, not a curated record. The transcript is spliced from 2 exons. Bases 1 to 1488 code for a protein of 495 amino acids.
AUGGGUUACCAAGAGUUGACACCGCCCCUCGCGAGGCAAGGGACAGUCCGGCGCCGGUCCGGUGUCGCCUUUGUGUCCGGGUUGACUCUACUGGCGGUUGCCUGGGUCUGCCUGAGAACACUCCUCGGAGCGCAUAGCGCCGAGGUGGACGUCGCCAAGGUACAGCAGUGCUCGAUUGACAAUCUUCAUGCCGACCUAUCUUUUAUGAAGGAUGCGAAACCCAUUAUCGCGGAGGAGUUUCUAGAGCGUCGGGACAAGCUCGCUCGGGCACUGCACGCCGACAAGAUUGAUGCUUUCGUGCUGGAGCCGGGCUACACAUUCCAAUAUUAUGGAAAUAUCUCCCAGGUUGACUGGGAGCCGUGGGAGCCCGAGGAGAGACCAUUUCUCAUGCUCAUCCUUCCCCAAGUAUCGUCAGGAGGCGAGAUUGUCGCCAAGACUGCUUUCCUCUCCCCGCACUUUGAAGAGGGACGAGUCCGUAUGCUUGGAAUCCCUUCGAGAGAGGAGGAGCUCGACAUCGUGAUCUGGGAGGAGCACUGGAAUCCCUACUCGACGUUACUCGAGUCGGGUCUCUUUUCUAGCGAAUCGCCUAAACUCAUGAUGGAUGAGGAAAUCCGUGACUACAUUGUCCGCGGCUUGGAUUCAGUCGGCUUUGAAACCGUCGGUCUGAGCCCUAGGGCCGAACUCGUGCGACAGAUCAAGAGUCCGGCAGAAGUCGAAUUGAUCCGUGUUGUAAACACCGGCACCGUCGUGGCCGUCAGGGCAAUGAGACCCUGUCUCGUCCCUGGACUUACCGAAAACGAAGUCACGGCGAUAUUGGACAACUCGCUUCUGUCUAUUGGAUUCAGUCUCUUCUUCAACAUUGUUCUCUUCGAGGAGCACGGAGCUCUCCCGCACGGUGGCUUUGUCACCGGCUUCAAAAAGGUCACUCCGAGCAGCAUGAUUGUCAUCGACGUCGGUGCACACUACUUGGGGUAUUCGUCGGAUAUAUGCCGAAGUUUCUUUAUUGAUCCGCCCAAGACUAGCUCUUCGCGGUUCAUGGCAGUCUUGAGAUCGCUCGUCGGCCUGGGAGCCUCGCAUGAUGGAGCCGAGCAAGAAAACCUAGAGCAGUCAGACAUGCGUGCAGAGAAGCUCAAGGUAUGGGAUAUUGUUCUAGACGCCCAGACGGCUGCCGCAGCUGCGUUCAAGCCAAACAAUACUGCAGCAAGCGUGGAUAUAGCCGCGCGCAACGUCAUAGAGGCCGCUGGGUACGGCUAUGGCUUCACUCACCGACUUGGCCAUGGCAUUGGUAUCAAGGCCCACGAGUCGCCCUAUCUCAACAUGUGGAAUAAGGGAGUGUUGCUCCAGGCUGGCAUGACUUUUACUAAUGAACCAGGCAUCUACCUCGAAGGCAAGUUUGGAGUCCGUCACGAAGAUAUUUACCUGGUCAAAGAAGACGGCGAGGCCGAACUGUUGACUGGUGUCCGCGCCAAGGGACCUUAUGAGCCAUGA